Molecule: messenger RNA, 237 nt
Organism: Penicillium psychrosexuale
Lineage: Eukaryota; Fungi; Ascomycota; Eurotiomycetes; Eurotiales; Aspergillaceae
Exons: 2
Coding region: 1-237 (78 amino acids)
Source: RefSeq, a predicted model, not a curated record
AUGGCGUACACUGGAUCCGUUUGGCAUUUUUUGAAAAUUAGUCACGAUUCAAAGUGGUCGGAAUUUGCUGUUGUCGGCCGUCGGGGCGCUUUCGAGUAUCCGUUCGGUUUGCUAGUGUGGAUGCUGCGGAGGGCAGCUGCCAUCUCCCCAGCCCACUCAAAGGAAACCUCAGCGGAAACUUACAGUGGGGUGGGGUGUGAGGAGAUGGAGAUGGAUAUUAAUCCUAUCGCUGAGUGA